AUGGACUUUCGCAAAGCACGAGCGCGACAACCUGAAAUUGUACGCUCUGUACAAAAAGAUGCAAAGUAUACGGGUGAACUUUCCGAGGACUUUUCCGACAUAUUAAGACUGACUGGACCGCGAAACUGGAUCAAGUACAACUCCUUAACGAAAUUGCUAGCGGAGAUAUCGUAUCAUGGGUUCGCUUCAUUGAAUAAUUUGCAAACGCUUGGGGAAGAGUAUACAGGAAUAAUACAGGUCGACUCUGCGUAUAAGCAAAUUCCGUCAAGUUUGUUACAACUUUCAGCAAUCAUAUUGGAGUUUGGUGGAGAUACAGUGUAUCUAAAGGUUCUACAGAAACUAGGAAAGUAUGUGGAAGAACACGAUGAUAUUGUACCGGAAGCGAAACAAAGGAUUAAGGCUAUUAUACAGUUCAUGCAAAUUUCACCAUCAUACGUCAAAGCCCUGCACAAAUCCCUGUUUUAUUUACGCUCUGAUAAGUAUCAACUAUCGAAACGCCUUACAGGUAUUAAUUAUGUGCUUAUUCGACACUGGCUACAACCUGAGUUUUCGCUGUACGGUUACAAGAUAUUGGGAAUUGUGACAUUUCUACAAGUAACAUUUUCUGCUGCAAUAGCUGCAUUUGAUACAUGGAAGGAGCAUAAGAGAAAACAAUAUGAAGUUUCAAAAUCAAUUAAGCGUUUCAUCCAAAAGGAUUUGUAUACGACAAGGAAUGACCGGCUAAAUGCUCCACAAUGUAUUUUAUGUUUAGAACCGCGCAUGGCUCCCAGCCUGACACCCUGUGGUCACUUAUUUUGCUGGAACUGUCUUCUAGACUGGCUGGAUGAGCGUGAUGAAUGUCCGCUAUGUCGGGAAACUUUAAAAAAAUCCCAAAUAGUGCAAUUGCAAAAUUACUCGUAA
Musca vetustissima is the source of this 900-nucleotide messenger RNA. It is a transcript of the gene Pex10, whose product is annotated as peroxisome biogenesis factor 10. The record is from RefSeq and is a predicted model, not a curated record. Lineage: Eukaryota; Metazoa; Arthropoda; Insecta; Diptera; Muscidae. The transcript is spliced from 2 exons. Gene Ontology annotation, biological process: protein import into peroxisome matrix. The coding region runs from base 1 to 900 and encodes 299 amino acids. Gene Ontology annotation, molecular function: zinc ion binding. Gene Ontology annotation, cellular component: peroxisomal membrane.